Molecule: messenger RNA, 576 nt
Organism: Hemibagrus wyckioides
Lineage: Eukaryota; Metazoa; Chordata; Actinopteri; Siluriformes; Bagridae
Product: retinol-binding protein 2-like
Exons: 4
Coding region: 79-486 (135 amino acids)
Biological process (GO): fatty acid transport
Cellular component (GO): cytosol; nucleus
Molecular function (GO): fatty acid binding
Source: RefSeq, a predicted model, not a curated record
CCGUAUUGCUUGCUCCAGUAUAAAGUCCCAGAUCAGCAUACUCUCUUUCAUUCUGCGCAAAGUUCACCGCACAGCAACAUGCCUAUUGAUUUCAGUGGGACGUGGGUUAUGGAGACAAAUGACAACUUUGAGGAUUACAUGAAAAUACUCAACAUCGAUUUGGUCACUCGGAAGAUUGCCAUCCACUUGUCUCAAACCAAAGUUAUUAUCCAGGAUGCAGACAAGCUUACGAUAAAGACACUCAGCACCUUCAGGAACUAUGAGAUAAGCUUGACAAUCGGGGAGGAGUUUGACGAGUAUACUAAGGGACUUGACAACAGAAUGCUUAAGACUUUGGUCAACUGGCAGGGCGACACACUGGUGUGCACACAAAAGGGAGAAAAGGCCAACCGUGGAUGGAAGCACUGGAUAGAGGGAGAUAAACUGCACUUGGAGCUGUAUUGUGAAGACGUUGUCUGCCAUCAAGUUUUCAGGAGAAAGCAAUAGUGCCUACCUUAUGGUCACUAAAAAAAAAAAUAAAGCCUCUGUUUUGUCAGGAAUAAGAGGCUAACAACAAUAAAAGUAUAUGUAAUAUUA